AUGGGCACUGGAUCUGAGGCCGAUGCCGAAGAGGCGCUAGCUGAAGCCAUGCCUGCUCUCGAAGCUGCAAGAAAAGCCCUAGACGAGUUGGACAAAAAUGAUGUCACAGAGAUUCGGGCUUUCGCAACUCCACCAGGACCCGUAAGUCAAAUUACAAUGGUCAUCUUAGCUAGUUUGACCGUCUGGAUAUAUGUCCUGGAUAAUCUUCCUCCUCUGGUAUGGGGAACAUUAAGGUGA
Protopolystoma xenopodis is the source of this 237-nucleotide messenger RNA. Lineage: Eukaryota; Metazoa; Platyhelminthes; Monogenea; Polystomatidea; Polystomatidae. The record is from the annotation of a GenBank genome assembly.